Messenger RNA from Hibiscus syriacus, 1888 nucleotides. RefSeq names its product squalene epoxidase 3-like. Gene Ontology annotation, molecular function: squalene monooxygenase activity; flavin adenine dinucleotide binding. The record is from RefSeq and is a predicted model, not a curated record. Gene Ontology annotation, cellular component: membrane; endoplasmic reticulum. Gene Ontology annotation, biological process: sterol biosynthetic process. NCBI's taxonomy places the organism in Eukaryota, Viridiplantae, Streptophyta, Magnoliopsida, Malvales, Malvaceae.
AUGUACAGCAUACCUCAUCUCACCACCACAUAUAGCAGGUUUUCAUUUAAACACCCUUCAAAGUUCAACUUCAAACCUACCACCAUUUACAAUUUGUUUCAAAGUUCAGAUUUUGGGUUUCGUCGUGCGAAGAAAAUGGCGAUGGUUCUCGAUAAUUAUAUAGUCGUUACAUUCCUGGUUUCUCUUUUUAGCCUUCUUUUUCUUCUCGUUUUGCGGCCUAAUAAUAAAAAUAGGGAGAAGAAAUUUAAGCAAGUUUCUCCUAGAGAAAUUGAGAUCAAAACCGACGCUGUCAAUGGCACCAGCUCUGGAGAAUGCUCGCCUGAAAGCGGUUCCGGCGACGACGUCAUCAUUGUCGGUGCCGGUGUUGCCGGUGCUGCUCUUGCUUAUACCCUUGGCGAGGAUGGAAGACGUGUUCAUAUAAUCGAAAGGGACUUGACAGAACCCGACAGAAUUGUUGGUGAACUGCUGCAGCCAGGAGGAUACCUGAAACUGGUUGAAUUGGGCCUUGAGGAUUGCGUAGAGGAAAUCGAUGCUCAGCUAGUAUUGGGCUACGCUCUCUUCAAAGAUGGAAGACACACUAGACUUCCAUAUCCCCUGGAGAAAUUUUGUGCAGAUGUUUCUGGUAGGAGCUUCCGUAACGGGCGUUUCAUACAGAGGAUGAGAGAAAAGGCUACUACUCUUCCCAAUGUACGGCUAGAGCAAGGAACAGUGACAUCUUUGCUUGAAGAAAAAGGGACAAUUAGAGGGGUGCAAUACAAAACUAAGGAUGGUGAAGAACUAAGAGCUUAUGCUCCUCUUACCAUUGUAUGCGAUGGUUGCUUUUCGAACCUACGCCACUCUCUUUGCAACCCCAAGGUGGAUGUGCCCUCUUGUUUUGUUGGUUUGGUCUUAGAGAAUUGUGAACUUCCAUUUGCAAAUCAUGGGCAUGUUAUCCUGGCGGAUCCGUCACCUAUCUUGUUUUAUCCGAUCAGUAGCGCAGAAGUUCGAUGCUUGGUUGAUGUACCUGGAAAGAAAGUUCCUUCCAUUGCAAAUGGGGAAAUGGCGAAUUAUUUGAAGACCGUGGUGGCACCACAGGUUCCACCCGAGCUUCACGAUGCCUUCAUAACCGCUGUCAACAAAGGUCAUAUUAGAACCAUGCCGAAUAGAAGCAUGCCAGCUGAUCCUCAUCCGACUCCAGGAGCUCUUCUAAUGGGCGAUGCAUUCAACAUGCGCCAUCCGUUAACUGGUGGAGGAAUGACUGUGGCAUUAUCUGAUAUUGUUGUACUUCGGAAUCUUCUCAAGCCUUUGCGUGACCUUCAUGAUGCAGCCUCCUUGACCAACUAUCUCGAAUCAUUUUACACUUUACGCAAGCCUGUUGCAUCUACAAUAAAUACUCUGGCGGGUGCCCUUUAUAAGGUGUUCUCUGCUUCACCUGAUGAAGCGAGGAAAGAAAUGAGGCAGGCGUGUUUUGACUAUUUAAGCCUUGGAGGUGUUUUUUCUACAGGACCAGUAGCUUUACUCUCUGGUCUAAACCCUCGCCCAUUGAGUUUGGUUCUUCACUUCUUUGCCGUUGCAAUUUACGGAGUUGGUCGUCUAAUCCUACCGUUUCCUUCACUGAAACGCAUGUCGAUUGGAGCUAGGUUAAUCUCGAGUGCAUCUGGAAUUAUUUUCCCCAUAAUAAAGGCAGAGGGGGUGAGGCAAAUGUUCUUCCCGGCCACAGUUCCAGCAGUAUAUCGAGCUCCUCCGGUUGAUUGAUAGUUUCAGCAUUUUAGCUAGCACCUAAGAUGAAAAGCUUCAGCUACCACUGAUUGAUAAGUGUAUGUUAUGUUGCAUAUUUGCACGAGGACAUUAUGCAACUGUUUUGAAACUCUUCUUUCAUUGUUGUUGCGCUCUUGGUCUCUCAUUUUCA